This is a messenger RNA of Morus notabilis, 2358 nucleotides long. RefSeq names its product transcription factor bHLH62. The transcript is spliced from 8 exons. Gene Ontology annotation, biological process: regulation of DNA-templated transcription. NCBI's taxonomy places the organism in Eukaryota, Viridiplantae, Streptophyta, Magnoliopsida, Rosales, Moraceae. The record is from RefSeq and is a predicted model, not a curated record. Gene Ontology annotation, molecular function: DNA-binding transcription factor activity; protein dimerization activity. The coding region runs from base 305 to 1906 and encodes 533 amino acids. Gene Ontology annotation, cellular component: nucleus.
UCUCAUUUUUCUUUUCUUUUCUCCACACACAAACACACACUUCCACUUCUUGAUCUUCUUCGUCUCUCGUCUUUUCAUAAAACGCCAUUUUGAGUGAAUCUCAAGGACCAUUUUCCAUCCUCCAGAAAAACCCAUCAUUGCAUGUCUUCUGCUCUCCAUUUUCCUUAAUUCUCACUAAACCAAACACAGAAAACUAUCUUUUUUUUUUUUUAUUCUUUUUUCAGAAGUCUCAAACUGGGAAAUAACUGAAGAGUUUCAAUUUUACAAUUAUAAGUGGAGAAUCAAGGGGAAAAAAAAGUACGAAAUGGAAUCUGCUUUCAAGUUCAUGGAAAUGGAAUCAAACGAGCUGAAUUCUUCUGACCCAAGUCAAGACUGCUUCUUCAAACCCCAAAACUGGGACGAUUCCUCUUUGGAUCACCAGCAAGCCUGCGACCCAUUUGAGUCCGCCCUCAGCUCUAUCGUUUCCUCGCCGGCGGCCGCCAACUCCGGUGCCGGCGACGGUGCCAUGAUUAGAGAACUGAUAGGCAGACUGGGUAACAUUUGCAGCAACAACAACUCCGGCGAGAUUUCGCCUUCUCAGCAGUCUUAUAACAACAACAAUAACAGCACAAACACUUCUUGUUAUGGGACGCCAUUGAAUUCCCCUCCGAAGCUCAGUCUUUCCAUAGCGGAUCACCACAUCCGGGCGAAGCUAAACGUCCCGGGGAGUUACUUCCCGCCGAGCCUGGUGCCUCUUUCGGGCGACCCCGGGUUCGCGGAGCGGGCGGCGAAGUUUUCCUCCCUUGUAAACGGCCAAUUCGGGAUGAAUGAGGCCGAAUUCGGGUACAGAUCAAUGGCCAGAGUUGAUCCGGGGAAGUUCUCCAGAGGUUUGAGCAGUGGUCCGGGAGGUAGAGUCAGCGGAUCGACCCCGAAUUCAGAGAAGAAGGACAAUCAGAUUUCGAGGUCUUUGACGCCGGAGAACGGGGAAUUCGCCGACUCCAGGGAGGGAUCCUCGGUGUCUGAUCACAUACCAAGUGGAGUGUUUGGUGGGAAGGCUGAGAAUGGUAAUGCCAAGAAAAGGAAAUCAAUUUCUAGAGGAAAAGCCAAAGAAACAAACACCCCUUCAUCUCCUAAAGAUGCCAAGGUUGCGGGGGAGACCAGCGAAUCGGAUGCAAAAAGGAGCAAGAAAGAUGGAGCUUCUUCUUCAGGGAAUGAGAAGGAAAAUGGUGGAAAGGCAAAGGCGGAAUCCGGAGAUGGGAAUGAGAAGCAAACAAAGGAGAAUUCAAAGCCACCAGAGCCUCCAAAGGACUACAUCCAUGUCAGAGCUAGAAGGGGACAAGCUACUGAUAGCCAUAGUCUUGCUGAGAGAGUUAGGAGAGAGAAAAUCAGUGAGAGGAUGAAGUUUUUACAGGAUCUUGUCCCUGGCUGCAACAAGGUUACUGGUAAAGCAGUUAUGCUAGAUGAGAUCAUAAACUAUGUGCAGUCAUUGCAGCGCCAAGUUGAGUUUCUUUCAAUGAAGUUGGCAACUGUCAAUCCUAGGAUGGAUUUCAACAUGGAGGCUCUUCUGUCUAAGGAUAUCUUUCAAUCUCGUGGAUCUUUCCCACAUGCCCCUUAUCUAUUAGAUUCUUCGUCUUUGCCUGCAUUCCCAUUUGGGUAUCAUCAUCCCCAGCAAAUGCCUCCACUGCAUAACACCAUUUCUACUGCUACGGGGACCCAAUUCCCAGUAAAUCCUUUGAGUGCCCAGGCACUGCAUAGAACUCCUAGCCUUCAAUUGCCUGCCAUGGAUGGAUUUGCUGAAUCUGACCCACAGGUUCCUACUUUCUUUGAGGAUGAUCUCCAAAGUGUAGUUCAGAUGGGUUUUGGUCAGAUUCAGCAACAAAACUUCGAAGGCUCAAUGGCUUCACCUCAAAUGAAAGUUGAGCUAUAAUAAUACUUCUGCAUUAACCUCUUGGAUUUCAUUUGAGGCCUCCACUGGAGCGAGAAAGGUGUCUGUCUCUGUACAUACAGAUCAAAUUCCAGUUUGAGUGAAUCUCUUUAGCUUGGACAAAGAAGAACAGUUUCUCUUCUUUUAUUUUUAGUCCAUUAUUCAAAAAAAGUCGAUUGGCGACUUAAUUCUUUGGCGGAUUCUUUUGAGAAUUCGACACUAAACAUCUUAGAACUAAUUUGCAAACAAGGUCCAGAGUGAUUCUGUGAAACUCUCACAUUUAAGAUGUAACAUGGUCAGAAGAGAAAGAAAAAAGGGUGUUUAGGAGAGUUGGAUAGAGGAAGCAAUUUUUUUUGCAUGAAAUCUUUUGAUCCAACUUUUAUGUAUGAAACUUACUAUUUGAAUACUAUUACUGAUUCAUUGAGACUCCUUAAUGUUUAUAGUUCCUUCUUCUU